GGAGUGGGCAACGCGGCGUGAGCAGCGGCCCGAGGCUCCCGGAGCAUCGCGCUGGGAGAAGACUUCGCCGCUCGGGGCCGCAGCCUGUGUGAUCUCAUCGCCGCCCUGUCGUGACUUCAUCAAUGUCGUGUUGUGACCUGGCUGCGGCGGGACAGGUGGUGACCGCCAGGAACCCUCCUCCCCUUCUCAUCUCCCCAUCUCAGCAGCCCCGCUUCGAUUAUCCGGCUUUUGGAUUCUCCGUUGUCCUGGGAACUAUCCGGGACCCCCUCUUGCUUCUCCAGCCCCUGCCGGCAUCCACAGGCUGGUAGCGGGACGGGGAGGGCGAGAAGAGGGAGCGCAAGGGGUUAAUUCUGCUGCUGCCGCCGCUGCUGCUGCUGCUGCUGCUGCAGCCUCUACCCGAGGGAGGGAAAGGAGAGGAGGCAAGGAGCCUGCGGGGGCGACUGAGAGCCCUGGCUGGAGGGGUGGGGUCCCCAAAGGGGCCUCCAAGCCUUCCCUGUUGAGCAUCUUGUAUUCUCACUUCUGAAGCGUAUCUCUGCCUCUGAAGAAGGGAGGGGAAAGGAAGCCUAGGGUGUCCUUUUCUCCCAUGUCAGCCUGAGUCCGGAUAAUCGAACUUCACCCAUGUAUGUCUCCAUUUCUCCCUGUCUGUCCUCACCACUCACUCCCUCUGUGUCCCUGUGGAGGGAGAUAAAACCCAGCCUCUGGUGCCAGGGGGACAGCUGAGCAGUGGGGCCAGCCCCCGCCCACCCCCAGGAGACUGAUGAGGAGAGCUGUCCGGCUGAGCAGCAGCAUGCAUGGUCCUUCUUUCCCGCUUUCUGGAGGUGACCUUGGACCAGGGUCCCUUCUUUAUCCCUAAGGAUUUGCAGAUCCAGCCCCUUGAAGGGGCUUCCCCGGGGGAGUUGGGCAAGGCGAGCAUCAUGGCCUCGGAUUGCGAGCCAGCUCUGAACCAGGCAGAGGGCCGAAACCCCACCCUGGAGCGCUACCUGGGAGCCCUCCGUGAGGCCAAGAAUGACAGCGAGCAGUUUGCAGCCCUGCUGCUAGUGACCAAGGCAGUCAAAGCAGGUGACAUAGAUGCCAAAACUCGGCGGCGGAUCUUCGAUGCUGUCGGCUUCACCUUCCCCAAUCGUCUCCUGACCACCAAGGAGGCGCCAGAUGGCUGCCCUGACCAUGUUCUGCGGGCUUUGGGUGUGGCCCUGCUGGCCUGCUUCUGCAGUGACCCUGAACUGGCCACCCAUCCCCAAGUCCUGAACAAGAUUCCCAUUCUCAGCACCUUCCUCACAGCCCGGGGGGACCCGGACGAUGCUGCGCGCCGCUCCAUGAUUGAUGACACCUACCAGUGCCUGACGGCUGUAGCAGGCACACCCAGAGGGCCUCGGCACCUCAUUGCUGGUGGCACCGUGUCUGCCCUAUGCCAGGCAUACCUGGGGCACGGCUAUGGCUUUGACCAGGCCCUGGCACUCCUGGUGGGGCUGCUGGCUGCUGCCGAGACACAGUGCUGGAAGGAGGCGGAGCCCGACCUGCUGGCCGUGUUGCGGGGCCUCAGUGAGGAUUUCCAGAAAGCUGAGGAUGCCAGCAAGUUUGAGCUCUGCCAGCUGCUGCCCCUCUUUUUGCCCCCGACAACCGUGCCCCCUGAAUGCUACCGGGAUCUGCAGGCCGGGCUGGCACGCAUCCUGGGAAGCAAGCUGAGCUCCUGGCAGCGCAACCCUGCACUGAAGCUGGCAGCCCGCCUGGCACACGCCUGCGGCUCCGACUGGAUCCCGGCGGGCAGCUCCGGGAGCAAGUUCCUGGCCCUGCUGGUGAAUCUGGCGUGCGUGGAAGUGCGGCUAGCACUGGAGGAGACGGGCACGGAGGUGAAAGAGGAUGUGGUGACCGCCUGCUAUGCCCUCAUGGAGUUGGGGAUCCAGGAAUGCACUCGCUGUGAGCAGUCACUGCUUAAGGAGCCACAGAAGGUGCAGCUCGUGAGCGUCAUGAAGGAGGCCAUAGGGGCUGUUAUCCACUACCUGCUGCAGGUGGGGUCAGAGAAGCAGAAGGAGCCCUUUGUGUUUGCCUCGGUGCGGAUCCUGGGUGCCUGGCUGGCCGAGGAGACCUCAUCCUUGCGUAAGGAGGUGUGCCAGCUGCUGCCCUUCCUCGUCCGCUAUGCCAAGACCCUCUACGAGGAGGCCGAGGAGGCCAAUGACCUUUCCCAGCAGGUGGCCAACCUGGCCAUCUCCCCCACCACCCCAGGGCCCACCUGGCCAGGAGACGCUCUCCGGCUCCUCCUGCCUGGCUGGUGCCACCUGACCGUUGAAGAUGGGCCCCGGGAGAUUCUGAUCAAGGAAGGGGCCCCCUCGCUUCUGUGCAAGUAUUUCCUGCAGCAGUGGGAACUCACAUCCCCUGGCCACGACACCUCGGUGCUGCCUGACAGCGUGGAGAUUGGCCUGCAGACCUGCUGCCACAUCUUCCUCAACCUCGUGGUCACCGCACCGGGGCUGAUCAAGCGUGACGCCUGCUUCACAUCUCUUAUGAACACCCUCAUGACGUCACUACCAGCACUAGUGCAGCAACAGGGAAGGCUGCUUCUGGCUGCUAAUGUGGCCACCCUGGGGCUCCUCAUGGCCCGGCUCCUUAGCACCUCUCCAGCUCUUCAGGGAACACCAGCAUCCCGAGGGUUCUUCGCAGCUGCCAUCCUCUUCCUAUCGCAGUCCCACGUGGCGCGGGCCACCCCGGGCUCAGACCAGGCAGUGCUAGCCCUGUCCCCUGAGUAUGAGGGCAUCUGGGCCGACCUGCAGGAGCUCUGGUUCCUGGGCAUGCAGGCCUUCACUGGCUGUGUGCCUCUGCUGCCGUGGCUGGCCCCCGCUGCCCUGCGCUCCCGCUGGCCGCAGGAGCUGCUCCAGCUGCUAGGCAGUGUCAGCCCCAACUCUGUCAAGCCCGAGAUGGUGGCCGCCUAUCAGGGUGUCCUGGUGGAGUUGGCGCGGGCCAACCGGCUGUGCCGGGAGGCCAUGAGGCUGCAGGCGGGCGAGGAGACGGCCAGCCACUACCGCAUGGCUGCCUUGGAGCAGUGCCUGUCAGAGCCCUGAGGGGUGUCCACCGGGGACAGACCCAGGGGCGGGCAGAGAGGGAAGGAGGGAGGAGGCAUCUUCCCUGAAGCCCCCAAACUGGCCCCCCCCUCCCCAGACUUCCUCCCCAAAACACCCCAGCUUUCUGGCUUUUCUGAGGGCAAGGGCAUGGUGCCCACCCCUCAAGUGUAAGGAACUGCGUUCCGCCCUUCAGGCCCCCAUGGGGGCAGGGAUCGGCUUGGAAAUCAACGUGGUUGUCCCCGCCAGGCCGGGGAAGGUUGGAGCAGCCCCCAGGGAGGGGGGCACUAAGUGUCAUUGUGCCCGAUGUCUGGCUCCCCUGCAGGAGGGAGGCUCCAGGGUAAGACAGGGCUGGCAGGAGCAGACUGCCUCAGCCCAUGUGCCCUGCCGGCCAGGGCGUGGGCUCCCCUCGGCUGUGGUGCCUCCUCUGGCCCCCCAGGUCCACGUCCUUUAAAUUGGCCCUUUGGCUCUUGCCCUUGGCUCCCUUGGGCAGACAGCAGGCUUAGGCCAUUGAUAUCGCAGUUCUUCCUAUCAGCUUCAGUGACCCAGGGUCUGAACUGCCCCCAUCCUAGGGCAACCUGGGGCAGACAGGCCUGGUGGGGGGUGGGGAAACCUCCUUCCACCUGAGCUUGCUUGAAGGGACCCAGGAGUCUUUGGGCCCAGAUCUUUAAACCUUUGUGUCGUGUUGCAGCAGAGUGACGAUGGGGGUUGGGGGGGUUAUUUAUUUUGCCUGUCCUUAUCCCUGCUUGGACACCUGAGCAUCUGAUUCCUGUCUCCCUGGUGCCAUCUGGCCUGGCUGGAGCCAGGAACAGGAGGGACACUUCCCCAGAAUCCGCAUGUUUCCCCAGUGAUUGCACCCCACUGCCACCGUGGUGCCUGGCUUUAACUCCCACCCCUGCUAUGACUCCUCUCUGCAGAGACGCGACUGGCGGCUCCAGCAGGGACUACCUUUCUUAUAAACCCAGGGGGACCCCCCCCCACACACACACACACACUCUUGAUCCCUUGCUUCCCUCCCCCAGUGCGUUCUGUGAUCGCCAAGUUCAAAGCUGUGCACAUGUGGACACUCAAUAAAUGUUCAUUGGUGA
Messenger RNA from Gorilla gorilla gorilla (western lowland gorilla), 4138 nucleotides. RefSeq names its product neurochondrin (gene NCDN). The coding region runs from base 792 to 3053 and encodes 753 amino acids. Lineage: Eukaryota; Metazoa; Chordata; Mammalia; Primates; Hominidae. Gene Ontology annotation, cellular component: dendrite. Gene Ontology annotation, biological process: neuron projection development; regulation of neuronal synaptic plasticity. The transcript has 8 exons. The record is from RefSeq and is a predicted model, not a curated record.